Drosophila innubila is the source of this 781-nucleotide messenger RNA. RefSeq names its product PAX-interacting protein 1 (gene Him). Bases 28 to 657 code for a protein of 209 amino acids. The record is from RefSeq and is a predicted model, not a curated record. The transcript is spliced from 2 exons. Lineage: Eukaryota; Metazoa; Arthropoda; Insecta; Diptera; Drosophilidae.
UAGGCGAAAAUAAGAAAAUAUACUAUAAUGGGUGUCAUAUACAAAAUACUGAAACAACAACGCCAUCAGCAGCAACAACAGUGCAUCAACAUGGAUCUGAGUAUGGCGACCAAGUGCAAGGUGCAGGCGGCGAUUAAACAGCGUCAGUUGCAGCGGCUCGAGUUGCUCCAGCAGGUAGAGCAACAAGAACAGGAGCAACAGGAGCAGCAGGAACAACAGGACAGUAACGAGGACACACUUGCCGAGCAGCAACUGCAGCAACUUUGCCGCUUUCUGGCCGAGAAUGCGGCACGCAAGAAGCGUCAGCGUCUCAGGCUGCAACAACAACAACAAUACAACCACACAGUCGGCGAUAAUGCGGAGCAGCCACUUUGCGAAUUGCAACCACCGCAUUCACCGCAUUCACCACAUGCACCACAGUCACCGCAAGCAGCUAGCACUCACGACAUGGACCUGCUUAUGGAGCACCUGAGCACAUGCAGCAACAGUGACGUCAUCGCCCAAGCAACAACCACAAUGACGAGCUUGUCAUCAGCUGCACCUCGGGACAGCAUCCUCCUCAAGAUACGUCAUCAGAUCUUCGAGCGCAAGCGGCAAAGGCAGCGCCAACUGGCCGAGCUGGUGAAGCAGCGAUUGGUCGUCUGGCGACCAUGGUGAAUGAGAGUUUUUACUGUAGUUGCUUCUAAGCAAUGCUCACUGUAUAUUCCUUUGCCGUGUGAUGUUCGCGCAGCUCUUCCAUUUUCCUAUGAUCACAACUUUAUUUUUUGUCUUUUUUUUACUG